GACACAGCGAUCACAAGUGGGCGGGACUUCCGGUGAGCGGACCCGGAAGAUUCAGAUACAAGUUUCGCUGUUGCUCCCUGCAUCCAUAUGCUCGCUACUUUAAACGUAUUAAUGUAAUUUAGACGUUUUUUUUACUCUGUAGUAUUAGCAACAAUGUUAUCUUUAGACUUCCUAGACGACGUCCGUCGCAUGAAUAAGCGGCAGCUGUAUUACCAGGUGCUGAACUUUGGUAUGAUUGUGUCUUCUGCUCUGAUGAUCUGGAAAGGACUGAUGGUUGUCACAGGCAGCGAAAGCCCUAUUGUUGUUGUUCUCAGUGGGAGUAUGGAGCCGGCUUUUCACAGAGGCGACCUGUUAUUUUUGACAAAUCGAGUGGAGGACCCCAUCAGAGUUGGAGAGAUUGUUGUCUUCAGAAUAGAAGGCAGAGAGAUCCCAAUAGUACACAGAGUGCUAAAGAUCCAUGAAAAACAAAAUGGAGACAUAAAGUUCUUGACCAAAGGAGACAACAAUGCAGUGGAUGAUAGAGGGCUGUACAAGCAGGGCCAACAUUGGCUGGAGAAAAAAGAUGUGGUGGGACGAGCCAGGGGGUUUGUGCCAUAUAUUGGAAUUGUCACCAUCCUCAUGAACGAUUACCCCAAGUUCAAAUAUGCUGUUCUCUUCAUGUUGGGUCUUUUUGUCUUGGUCCACCGGGAGUGAGGCGCUGAAGCUUCAGCACUGAUGAUGGAUAAACUACGUCCAGAAAACCUCAGUCAUGCCUUUCAAAAUACAUUUGCUUUUCGUUGUCAAACCCAGCUUGAUAUAUUUUUUUUUGUACCAUUUGUUCAAGCAUUUUGUAGAAAUGUGAAUAGAGUGUUUACAUUUUCAAAAGUCCAAGCUUUAAAAGUAUUUUUGUGAGGGAAUUCACUAGGAUUAACUUUCAAGUCGAUUUAGUAUGUGGUCUUCAGAUUGUUAAAUUGCAUUCUUUAAGUUAAAUUUAAAUUAGCUUUUGUUAAUUUCCUCAUUUGUUGCUUCUGGAAAUAUGGAAGUGUUAAAAUAUAUUAAAUUGAAUAUAAAAUCUGUUUAGCAUUCACUUUGGAUUACACAACCUGUCUUAUUUCAUUUGGCCCUUCACAAAUGGAUCAUUUUCUAUUAAUGUAAAGAGUUCAUUCUUGUGGGGAGACAAAAAAAGAAUUCACUUCAGUUUGUAGAAUUGUAAGAAAAUAUGUUUAGCCAACCUUUUUACAACCCUAUAUUGGAAAUGAAAUUUGUGUCUGUCGUUGUUGAGAGACUUGAAUAAAAACAAACAUUUUAAAGCUU
This is a messenger RNA of Poecilia latipinna (sailfin molly), 1293 nucleotides long. It is a transcript of the gene sec11a, whose product is annotated as SEC11 homolog A, signal peptidase complex subunit. Gene Ontology annotation, cellular component: membrane; signal peptidase complex. NCBI's taxonomy places the organism in Eukaryota, Metazoa, Chordata, Actinopteri, Cyprinodontiformes, Poeciliidae. Gene Ontology annotation, molecular function: serine-type endopeptidase activity. The transcript has 6 exons. Bases 154 to 693 code for a protein of 179 amino acids. The record is from RefSeq and is a predicted model, not a curated record.